Branchiostoma floridae (Florida lancelet) is the source of this 1204-nucleotide messenger RNA. Its product is annotated as cuticle protein 21-like. The coding region runs from base 110 to 646 and encodes 178 amino acids. Lineage: Eukaryota; Metazoa; Chordata; Leptocardii; Amphioxiformes; Branchiostomatidae. The transcript has 4 exons. The record is from RefSeq and is a predicted model, not a curated record.
GAAAGCCUCCAGCAUCUGAAGACUUCAGACUACCCCUCGAGAAGACCAGAGCUCGUCUUGCGUCUUGAAGAUUCGUGUGUGAGAGAGAAUACAACUCAGAGCCAUCAUCAUGUCUGGAAACGUUUUCUUCGUCCUCGUGGUCGCCUUUAUGGUCGCCGGUAUUCAGGAAGGUGAAGCCCGUGGGACCUACGGCCUGGCGUAUUACCAGCCCCAGGCGGCGCAGUACGUACAGUACGUGCCGCAGGCGUACGCCGAGCACGCCAAGCAGGUCCAGUAUUACUCAGCCCCGACCUGCUACUGCUACGGGCACUCCUACCAGUGCGCUGCCCAGGGAGUGUGCGCGAACUGCCAGCACAACACCAUCGGCAACAUGUGCCAGUACUGCCGGCCCGGCUACACCGGCAUGGCCACCCGAGGCACCGCCUACGACUGCCAGCCUGCCGUGCAGUACUACUACCAACCGCAAGCUGCCGCUGUUGAGGCGCCCCUGCACGUGAAGCAAGCCGCGGCCUACGUGCAGGCAGCUCCCAUGCACGUGAAACAGGCUGCACCUGAAGCCUACGCAGCACCUGUGCACGUCAAGCAGGCAGCUGCAUACGUUGCACCUGCAGCCUACGCAGCACCUGCUUUCAAGCAGCCCGAGUAGAAUGUACAUUCCUAUGUACAUCCGAUGCUGUGACAGUCUGACCGAAAGGCUUUGAUCGCAUUGUUUGUUUGUUUGUUUUACGUGUAUAUCGCAUAGCCGUGCCUUUUUUGCGUUCAAAAAAAAUCAGGAAGUUCCUAACUUGGAAAUAAAAGUUACUUUCUUCAUAACAUUCCAUAAUGUAUAUCAAUAUAGAGGUGCAUCCAAUGCAUCCAAUGUUAAUAAAAUGAUGUUGCUUUUUCGUAACAUAUUACAUCAUAAACAGGUGCUAAUCAAAUAUUAUUCAGAGUGUACCACUCAUAACUUCGGUGCUAUUAAUAUCAGGCUAGCGUGGCAACAGGGUGAAAUCAACCACAAUUUGUGUCACUGUUAUCAAACACUAAUCUACAAUGUGCGAUUAUUUUCUGUUACUGUAACAUUGUUAUUUAAACAGUCGCUUUUGAAAAAAUAUGUGAUACCAACUUGUUCAGCAGUUAGAAUGUUUAAAGCGACAGAAAAUGCAUUUUGUAUGUCUACUUCACACAGAAUUCAACAUGUGCCAUUGAACUAAUAAACGUUGCU